Coregonus sp. 'balchen' is the source of this 1402-nucleotide messenger RNA. Lineage: Eukaryota; Metazoa; Chordata; Actinopteri; Salmoniformes; Salmonidae. The record is from the annotation of a GenBank genome assembly.
AUGGCCGCCCCAUUACCUUCCUGUCCUUCCUCUCCUGUGCCCAUACGCGUAGAGCCCAAACCAGAACAUGAAUCACUAUCCAUACGCUCCAAAAUGGCCACCUUAUCGUCCUCUUGUCCCCCUGCUUUAGUGGUAACCACACAGAGUCUGAAUUCCCCUUCUUCUAAUCCUCCCCCAAUCAGAGUAGAACCCAAGACAGACCCUUGCCCUGAACCACUAUCCCUAGACCCCAAAAUGUCCUCUCCGUUGUCUUCCUGCCCCUCUGCUAUAGUGGUGACCACACAGAGUCUGAAUGGACCGGGGCUCAGCUUCCCUGGUUAUAACAUGAGAGGACGGCCAUUCGGGGGAAACAGCUUCUGUAAACCCCCAGGGGAGGAGGCAGGCCUGCUGAAACUCCUGACUACAGGCUGUGGGGUCUUCACCUCCACCUGUGAGACCCAGCCCAACCAGGCCCACAUGGAAUCCUACCCGCUGGAGAAGCCUGACUUAGGGUGUAGUUCGGUGCUGGUGUCGGGGUGCGAGGCGGUCCUGGAGGGGGUGCAGACGCCCCUGGAGGCAUGCAGGUGUCCGCCACCGCUAGUUUAUAACAACUGUUUCAGUGGGGGUGACAGCUUCGACGAUGAGUUGACAGUUUACGAGUUCUCCUGCCGGACAAGUUCUCCUCCCGCCUCCCAACCCUCUUCCUCUGCGCUGGCCCUCCCUCUCUCUCCUCUCUCCUCCUUCCUCUCCUCCUCCCCUCCCUCCUCCUCUCCUCUCUCCCUCCUUCCCUCGCUCUGUCAUGCCCCCAUCCUCCUCCAUGGAGCUCUCCCCUAUUCUCUCCCCGCUCCUCUCCCCAUCCAACUGCUUCUUGUCCCAGUCCAGUCUCCAGGACGAUAUCGGCCGACUACGCCACCGCCGCUUCCCACCGCCCCCAGCAGGGUUCCAGACUAUCCGGAGCGACGUGGACGAGCUUAUCACCCUCCUGCAGGGAGGGAGGAUGGGGGGGAGAGGGGGGAGGCACCCAAGGGAGACCUGCGCCACCCACUUCUCAGAGAACAAGCGUCUUCUCCACGGGGAGGCCCGGAGGCUGAUGGCCGGCUGUCAGAAGGUGGUCCGGGUGGGGCAGACCCCGGACGAGAUGCUCUUGUCCCUGUCCGACAGCUUCAAGACCCUGGUGGGCAUGGCCGGCAUGUGCCUGUGGUUCUCCGGGUGCGACCGGUGCGACCGGAGGAACGCUGAGGCGCUGGCUGGGCUGGCGGACGUGGCCAGGACGUACCGGGAGUUUGUGCUGGCAGCGGAGAGGGCAAGCGGGAGGCGGAGCUGUCAUGACCUCAGCACCAAGCUCCUUGCCAAGCAGUGUACUGCCCUCACUGCUUCCGUCUUCUGCCUCACACAGCUGUUCCGCACACUCACCGCCCUCUGA